AUGGUCCCCUUUUGCAGAGCGCUGGCACUCAGUGUCGCGUUCACUUCCGCCCUCGCGCGGGAGCGUGUCGAUACCCAUAUCCAUGCUCUCCCUCCUCCGUACAUCGAGGCCCUCGAGGCAGCGGGUGGUGAUCCGUCCGGCUUCCCAACCCCUCAGUGGACACUCGAAGCCACUCUACGGUCCAUGGACCUGGCAAACACCCAAGUCGCCAUCCUGUCCCUCUCGACGCCGGGCAUUCCCAUCGCCGGCACGGGUGAGGCUGCCAGAAGCCUGACCCGGACCAUGAACGAGUACUUUGGCAACGCGACGUCCCUGCCCAAGCACACCGCGCGGCUUGGGUUCUUCGGCGUGCUCCCGGACUGGCGGGACGUCAACGGCACCCUCGCUGAGCUGGACUACCUGUACUCGGAGCAGAAGCUGUGCAACGGCGUCACCGCCUACACCACCUACGGCGACAGGCUGCUCGGCGACCCUCUCUUCGCCCCCGUCUGGGACAGGCUCCAGCGGUACAAGGCGCUCGUCUUCGUCCAUCCGGGUACCCUGACCGUCGCGCCAAAGUUCAUUGCCUCCAGCCUGGCCCAGCCCAUCGUGGACUACCCGCUCGCAACCACCCGCACCGCCGUCGACCUCGUCAUGACCCAGACGAUGCGCCGCUGCCCGGACGUCGACGUGAUCCUCUCCCACGCCGGCGGCGCCGUCCCGUUUCUCGCGGGAAGGGCCAUCGGCGGGCUCGCGCUGCCGGAGAUUGCCGACGCCGUCGGAUACAACGCACUGGGGGCCGCCAAGGACUUUGCUCGGUUCUACUACGACAUCGCUCUGAGCACGAGCGCCGCCCAGCUCCAUGGGCUCCUGGACUUUGCGGACGCCUCCCAUAUCCUGUUCGGCUCCGACUUCCCGUACGUUCCGCAGGCGGCCAUCAGCACGCUGCUGGCUCAGUAUGCUACGUUCGUGACCACGGACGCCAGAGGGCCCUUGGUUAGCCCCGCGAGGCUUCGGGAGAACUCUCUGAAGCUGUUAAACAGACACGCUUUGGGAAAGGCUUUCUAGGGGAUGCAGUGUAUCCUGGCUUGCCGUUCUUGGUGUCUGGAUAGAUGUGGCGUUUUACUUUUCUUCUGCUUCUGCUAUUUCUUCCUCUUCUCCUUCUCCUUCUCCCUCUCCUCCUCCGUCAACCAGUUCGCGAAUGGACCACGGGGUCGACAAGGGUCUCUAGAUAGGAAUUUUACGCCGCAGAUGGCUUAGUAUAGAGAGAUGAAUUAAAU
Molecule: messenger RNA, 1259 nt
Organism: Microdochium trichocladiopsis
Lineage: Eukaryota; Fungi; Ascomycota; Sordariomycetes; Xylariales; Microdochiaceae
Exons: 2
Coding region: 1-1047 (348 amino acids)
Biological process (GO): secondary metabolic process
Cellular component (GO): cytoplasm; cytosol
Molecular function (GO): hydrolase activity; carboxy-lyase activity
Source: RefSeq, a predicted model, not a curated record